Molecule: messenger RNA, 1470 nt
Organism: Miscanthus lutarioriparius
Lineage: Eukaryota; Viridiplantae; Streptophyta; Magnoliopsida; Poales; Poaceae
Source: the annotation of a GenBank genome assembly
AUGGUAGGACCGGUCGUAAAGUUGCUGCUUCUUAUUGCUGCAACUGCGGUUUUGGUUCUAUGGCUAAUAAUUGGCGUCUCGGCAAGCAUCCUUGCUGGUUUGGCUUAUGGCUUUCUGGCACCAGUAAUGGCUACAUUUGAUGCAGUUGGGGAAGGAAAAGAAAAGACACUUGUUCACUGUUUUUUGGAUGGAACAUGCAGCACUAUCACAGGAAGCUGUACAGUAGUCAGGGACGUGAAAGACAUGUUGGUACACUCAUAUUUUUCAAUCAUGGAUGAAGUUCGUCUUCAUGCACCUCCCGAUGGCAAGCCAUAUGAGAUAAGAUUGCUACAAAUUCCCGGUGCAAUAUUUGCUGCUGCUUGUGGGCUUGUAGUGGAUGCAAUAAUGUUCACACUAAUUGCAUUGUACAAGUUCCCUGUUAUGCUAUUCAAAGGAUGGAAGCGGUUGAUUGAAGAUCUUGUUGGCAGAGAAGGACCUUUUCUUGAGACAGCUUCCGUGCCGUUUGCUGGUCUUGCAAUUCUUCUCUGGCCAUUUUCAGUUAUAGGAGCUUUUCUAGCCUCUGUUAUCUGCAGUGUUCCUUUUGGUGCAUAUGCUGCCGUGGUGGUUUAUCAGGAAUCCUCACUUUUCUUGGGACUGUCUUAUGUAAUAUCAUCAGUAUCCAUCUUUGAUGAAUAUACAAAAGACGUACUUGACAUGGCACCAGGAUCUUGCUUUCCUAGGUUUAAAUAUAGGAAAGAUGAAGCUUCCUCACAUGGUGGUUCUCUCUCGAGGCCCGCUUCAUCCAAGGACAAGCAUGAUGGAAAGAAAGCUCCUCAGCGUGUAACAUCAUUUAAAAGUAGCUUUGAUGAGUUCAAUCCAUUCAAGUUGCUAGAUCACCUUUUCAUAGAGUGUAAGCACCGUGGCAAGGAUCUGGUCGCUGAAGGAGUGAUAACCCCAAAAGAUAUAGAAGGAACAAAGGCAGGCAAAGCCAGCACUGGAGUACUUAAUGUUGGGUUACCAGCAUAUGUUAUCCUUAAGGCACUCCUCCGAUCUGCUAAAGCCAAUUCUGAUGGUCUGAUUUUAAAUCAAAUCAAAGCUGAGAACUUCACAGAAGAAGAGGAAGCAUACCUUGAGAAGCAAGUGCUCUUGAUAAGUGAUCCAAAGCGCAUCAAGGAGAAUCUCAUUCGGCUUCCAGCAUUGAAUGAGCGAAAACAAGCAGAAAUAGAAGCAUUUGCUCGAAGGUUGCAAGGGAUCACAAAGUCAAUAUCAAGGUACCCUACAGCCAAGCGCCGUUUCGACACCCUUGUGAAAGCUUUUUCAGAAGAGCUUGCGAGGACAAUGGGUGGUAAUCAAUCUGCCAAUGGGUCUCAAGUCCGGAAGAUGAAAAGUGGCAUCGUCCGAAUGCUUAGCCAGAGAUCACUAGGGAAAACAACAGGCAUCCGUGGAGAUGAUCAUGAGGCCCAGCUGACAAGUGAUGGUUUAACUUCAUGA